AUGACUGAGACCCAGUCUCAAACUACGACAAGGGCAGCCUCCUCCCGGAAGCGCUCCAGGGCCGUAUCGAACCUCACAGAGGAGCAGAUUCAGCACAAACGCAACGUCGAUCGUAGGGCACAGCGCGCCUUUCGUCAACGAAACAAGGAAUGCAUAACAAAUCUCGAGGUUCAAUUCUCUCAGCUACAGGGGACGUGUGCGGAGCUACGUGAAAGCUGCAGCCAGAAAGACGCUCAGAUUGACUCCAUGCGUGACGAGAACCAAUCCUUGAUAACUUGCCUGGAGGCCAUCUCGGAGCUUGUGACGAAAGCCCUAAGGCAGGCCGGAAAGGCUCAUGACCAAGACGUGCAUGACCAAGAUAUGUCGCGGGACGAGAGUCAGGCCGGGGGCCACCAGACCGCUACGGGGACCCCUUCUCGCCAGGAAGAACCCGAUGUCGACUCCUUGUCUGCAGGUCAUCAAGAGCCCAUGCAUAUUCAACAUGAUGCAGAUGCCGGAAGAUCCAACUCAGAGGAGCCCUUUGACGACCAGCUGGUGCAGAGCCACAGCUCACCGACACCCACGAAUCAUGCAACCUCAGUACAUGACCAAGCCUAUAACAUUACGGAUACUAUGGUUAAUGAAGAUGCCAUUUGUCAUGUUUCCCCGGCAGCAAACGUGGGCUUCCUGUCACCCCCUGGAAGCCACCAAGCCCCAGACUCCCACAUUCCCUACAGCGCCCAAUCGCAGUCAGGAACGGAAGCAUCCCACGUGGUCCAACACGAAACAACGGAUGACUACUCAGGCUUUGGCGGUUCGAUAGCCAAUGUCGGUCAUUACACUCCGCCCAACGCCGUAUUCGGGAUUCUACCUGCCCAUGUUUCAUCUACAUGCCCAUUGGACCUGAUACUUCUUGAAUUUCUCAAGUCAAGAAGGGAAAUGUUGUCACACGGUCUGGACCUGGACACAAUUGUUGGCCCUCCAAAACCUUCGGCACGUGCUCUUAUCAACCCUGAACAGGUUGAUUCGGUGCACCCCUUGAGCGGCAUCAUGUCUAGAGUGUUGUCAACUUUCCCUGCAGUGCAACUGGCAGAGAAGUUGUCAUUCUUUUAUCUAAUGUGCAACACGAUGAGGUGGCAAAUUCAUCCGACUAAACAGCAAUACAAUGACAUGCCUUCGUGGCUGAGACCGACAGUUACACAGAUAGCCGUGCCACAUGCUGCCUGGAUCGACAAUAUUCCAUGGUAA
Molecule: messenger RNA, 1227 nt
Organism: Fusarium vanettenii 77-13-4
Lineage: Eukaryota; Fungi; Ascomycota; Sordariomycetes; Hypocreales; Nectriaceae
Exons: 3
Coding region: 1-1227 (408 amino acids)
Biological process (GO): regulation of DNA-templated transcription
Molecular function (GO): DNA-binding transcription factor activity
Source: RefSeq, a predicted model, not a curated record